GCUAGAAACGACGCUAUAAGGUAUCAAUAUUAUUAUUGAAAAUGGUUACGAGAACUUGCGCGUACAAGGAUUGCGAAUUUUACUAUGCCGUCCACGACGUCGCGGCGAACAAGGAGAGAACCCUGUUCGCCUUCCCCAAACAGCCGGAAAGAGCGAGAAAGUGGCGCGAAAAUGGACGGGUGCAUCCGAAGAUUCCCCAGAAUCAGUUGUUUAUGUGCUCCAUUCACUUUGACCGCAAGUUCAUCUCCUCCUCGAAGCAGCGGACGCUCCUUGUGGGCGAGGCACUUCCGUACCCGUACGAGGAAAGGGACCCCGAACCGAAACAGGAGGUCCAAGAGGUGGCCUCAACGUCGCAGGAGAACUACUAUAUUAAUCUGAUCGACGAUGAACUGAGCAUUAAUAUUAACACCGUGGACACAACCACAAACUCCAAACCUUUUGAUCAAGAGCUUGAACUUGACAUAGAGCCUCCACCCGCCAAACGCUCCAAAGAAUCGAACGCCCCUUCACCGAAGGACACUCCUAAAGUUAACCUAGCUAGCAUGGAACCUGAAAGUAGCGAAACCAUCGACUCCUCCGAAGUGUCCGUAUUCAAUUUUAAGGGCCAGGAGUACGUACAAAUGUCCAUGGAGUACUAUGUGAAUGAAAAGCGGAAGAUGGCCGAGCAGCUAAAGAACUACAAGAACGCUCUAAGGAGCAUAAAAGCACAAGUGACCGAACUGGACCUUUGACCUAAAUAAGAGCUUCAUAUUUGAGUCAUCUCACUGAGUGGAAUUUAUUUGGGAUGCGCACCUGUAGAAACAACAAUGUAAAAUAAUGUAUUUUUGUAAUAAUCUGAGACAAAUACUACUGAUUAAUAUAAUUUUAUUGUUUUGUAAACUAUCA
Drosophila gunungcola (fruit fly) is the source of this 885-nucleotide messenger RNA. RefSeq lists its product as uncharacterized. The record is from RefSeq and is a predicted model, not a curated record. The transcript is spliced from 2 exons. NCBI's taxonomy places the organism in Eukaryota, Metazoa, Arthropoda, Insecta, Diptera, Drosophilidae. Bases 42 to 731 code for a protein of 229 amino acids.